Messenger RNA from Haliotis rufescens (red abalone), 2689 nucleotides. RefSeq lists its product as uncharacterized. The record is from RefSeq and is a predicted model, not a curated record. NCBI's taxonomy places the organism in Eukaryota, Metazoa, Mollusca, Gastropoda, Lepetellida, Haliotidae. The coding region runs from base 116 to 2128 and encodes 670 amino acids. The transcript has 15 exons.
ACUGCAUCCAUUUGCAGUGCAACGUACAGUCCCGACGUGUAGCCUGCUCUCGCCAUCACAUGGUCAUAUCGGCGACCUUUAGACAAUCACCAUCUCAGGGGUGUGACGAACCAAGAUGGCUAACAAUAGGAGACACACCGCCAGGUCACUCACAAUGAGAUUCUCCAUCAUUGUCGUCGUGGCGAUGUAUGCAGUCGCUGUAGCAGCUGUGGGAGAAGAUACAAGUGUUUGUUCUCAAGCUAAUUUUUCAGCGAGGGCACAACAAAUUCCUCAAGGCCCCAAGAAGCCGACGUUGCCACCACAAUACAGAGUGCGUAUCGAGGGUAACAUCAUCGAAUCCAACUACACCCAGGACAUUCAUGAAUAUUUUGAUUCCGUCAACAACAUGGGCGCGGCCCACGAGUGGAUCAAUGGCGUCGAAACGAACAUGCUGUUCCUGUAUCCGACGGGGGAACUCAUCACAUUACAGUAUGACGGUUCAGGUGACCCUCCGAGAUGCCACGUGGACAUUCUCGACAAGAGCUCCGCAAAAACCUUAUUUGGCCUGACCCAGUACAGUAAUGGAUCGGACCACAUCUUUUCCGCUAAUCAGGCACUGCGGUUUGCUGGAGGUAUACCGGAAGUGUAUAUAGGUCGCGGGACAGCGCGAGACGGGAUCGUGGUUGAUAUGUGGGAGUCCUGCAUCUACUCGGAACCUAACAAUGCAACGCUCAAGCUGACCUGGUAUUUUAGUGCCAACAAUACGUGGGUGACAGCUGAGAAUGUAGUUGCCCCAGAGCAGGUGGACGUGGAGGGAAUUAUGCACGUCAACAGCUCUUUAUCGCUCCGCGUCCUGAGGGAGUACGUGUUUACAGACUUUCAACCAGUUGACGGCCCAGUCGCGGAUUUUGAGACUCCUCCCGGCACGUACUGCCAGAACAGAGUGUCGACCCGACCUAUGCCCAACGUCACCAACACAUUCACAUUCACAGCGGAAAUAUUUGAACCAAUGAACUACUACCUCAACUGGAUAAAGGAGUAUUACGACUGGGACCUGAACCUCGUUCGCUACGAUUACAGCGUCGACCCAGGCACCCCCAGCCCCUACGGCAACGGCAAGCUGAUAAGGGUGCACGACUUCAACACAGGCGUGGCUUACGUCAUGGACGCCAUGGUUGGCAACUGCUCCGUGACUCCCAUCAACGCCACAGGCUUCGACGCCAAGUCCCUGGACGCCGGGAAAGUUCGGAUCAGGACAGACAAGGAGUUCUUCUACUUCAGCAAUGUCCCUUAUGAAUAUGCUGGGCAGCGAGUGGUACGUGGCAUCAACUGUGACGUAUGGACCGCCCGGAGAGUCGGCUACCCCGCUGGUUACCCCAACGCCAUCAGCAUCUGGGAGUGGUACUUCGCCAGCAGCGAAUGGAUGGAGAACACGGGGAUAUCCAACUACUUCUACCUUCCCGUCAUGCUGCAGGUGACGUCACAGGCGCCUGUGAUGAACGUCAUCUACAACAUCUACGACUACAGCGAGGGCAACCCUAACAUCUGGCAGACUGACAUCUCCGCUUGCUUCAACUACACCAACAGAAAGGCCUUCCAGUUGGCCUUCCCAGGAACCUACAGUAAGGAUGUGGCCGCCAACCUUAGCAAGUUCAAAUUUGCCGUCGUUUCAUCCAUAGUUGCGCUGGGCGGCAUCUCACCCCUCAGGAUAAGCAACACACAGGUGGACUUCAGUUCCGGUGACGUCCUGGUGAGCUUCACCAUCCUGGACAAGGCCCCUAUUGCAGGGGACGCCAAUACAGGCUUCAUCGACAUCCCCCUCGCCGACGCCGUCAGCGCCAUCACCACCAGCGUUAACACUGGCCAGUUUCAGAUCCUCCUCGACCACGCAUCGUUUCCGUCUGCCCCGGGCACACUGACAGCGAAGAAGUACUCGGCCAGCUCAUGGGACGUCGUUGUCAACGAAUAUUUCGGGACUCCUUCAAAACAGGGCUACAGUGGAGGUGCAAUGGCCGGACUUGGUGUUGCCAUGGUGAUUAUUGGACUCUGUAUAGGCUUUGGUAUCCUAUUCGGCAUAUACAAGAUAAGAGGUGGUACCUUCACCAACAGCUUCUCGCCGAAAACAUUUACAGAGAAGGAGAUGGAGUGAUGGAUGCUUGGGCUUCUGUCGAACAGUUUACUUUGUGUUAGGAAUAGAAACAGUAGGCGUCCACCGUCGGUCACACGUACAUCCGGGCACACAUACAUGGGUUAGGGUGUGUUCCAUUUCAUGCGGGGACGUUAAACACUACAUAUGUCAUAAUGGUAUAGGAAAUAAAACUUAAUACUUUAUAUUUUUUUCAGACAGAAAGACCUAAAUGUUUUUUUGUUUUUUUUGUGAGAUCCAUAGAUUGCUCCAACCAAACAUAUGUUUUCUCUCUUGCAUAUAAGGAUCACAUCCCUAAUGUUUAACGAUGUUCGGGGUAAUGUAGAUACCUUGACGUCUCUGUCUCAGUGGGCGACGUGUUUAUGUACUAUAUUUAAAAAAAUAAAAAUUAUAAACAAUAAGUAGUAUACGUAUUGUUAUAUGCUCAACGGCAAAGGUAACCGAGAUCAUAAUAUUAUGCAUAGCCAUCAUUCCAAGAAGCCCCUGUCUUCAAGAUUCAGAGGCUGCAGGUGUUUUAGAAUUUCCGAAUGCAUGUACUAUUAAUCUCAUCAAUAAAGAAAAUCA